Messenger RNA from Ilex paraguariensis (yerba mate), 540 nucleotides. The record is from the annotation of a GenBank genome assembly. NCBI's taxonomy places the organism in Eukaryota, Viridiplantae, Streptophyta, Magnoliopsida, Aquifoliales, Aquifoliaceae.
AUGUGUUAUUUGGAGGCUGAAGAACCUGUCAAUGAAGGUGAAAAGAAUGUGGAUGCUGAGAAGCAAACGAUACAGGAAGAUGUUGGGGAUGCCAAGAAGGAGAAUCCUGUGAAUGAGCCAGAAGAGGAGCCAGAGGAUAAGGAGAUGACUUUGGAAGAGUACCAGAAAGUGCUUGAAGAGAAGAGGAAGGCCUUGUUGGCACUGAAGACAGAGGAAAGGAAGGUUUACGUGGACAAAGAACUUGAAUCCAUGCAAAUGCUUUCAAGCAAGAAGAAUGAUGAUGACAUCAUCUUCAUUAAAUUGGGUUCUGAAAAGGAUAAACAUAAAGAAGCUGCUGAAAAAGAAGAAAAAGCGAAAAAGUGUGUCAGCAUAAAUGAGUUUCUAAAGCCAGCUAAAGGGGAAAGUUACUACCGCCCUGGUGGACGUGGCCGGGGCCGUGGCCAUGGAAGAGGAGGAUACAGUAGCAAUGACAUCGGGAACAAUGUGGAAGCCCCAGCAAUUGAAGAUGUUGGCCAGUUCCCUUCAUUGGGUGCCAAGUGA